Molecule: messenger RNA, 1559 nt
Organism: Helianthus annuus (common sunflower)
Lineage: Eukaryota; Viridiplantae; Streptophyta; Magnoliopsida; Asterales; Asteraceae
Product: protein disulfide isomerase-like 2-3
Exons: 9
Coding region: 104-1420 (438 amino acids)
Biological process (GO): response to endoplasmic reticulum stress
Cellular component (GO): endoplasmic reticulum lumen
Molecular function (GO): protein disulfide isomerase activity; protein-disulfide reductase activity
Source: RefSeq, a predicted model, not a curated record
AUCACACACUGAAAGGGUUUUUCUACUCUACGCUCGCAAGGUUUUUCGCAUCGUCUUCCGUUCAUCACAUCUCCACUGUGUGUUUGUGUGUGUGUAAUUAAGCAUGAAUCGCUCGUCAAAAGUGUUGAUCUGGAUCUCCUUCUUCUUGUUAUCAGUUAGUUCAAAUUUGAAUCUCGUUGAUGCGUUUUACGGUCCGUCAUCACCAGUGGUUCAGCUCACUCCUUCGAAUUUCAAAUCUAAGGUCGAAAAUUCGAAUGGUGUAGUUUUGGUUGAGUUCUACGCACCAUGGUGCGGUCAUUGUAAAGCUUUGACUCCAGCGUGGGAGAAGGCAGCUUCCGUCUUGAAAGGUGUAGUCACUGUGGCGGCUAUUGAUGCUGAUGCGCACCAGUCAAUCGCUCAGGAAUAUGGUAUCAAAGGAUUUCCAACUAUUAAAGUAUUUGUGCCUGGAAAACCUCCUGUUGAUUACCAAGGAGCUAGGGAAGCAAAACCAAUAGCAGAAUUUGCACUUUCACAGGUCAAGGCACUCCUCAAGGACAGGUUAAGUGGGAAAACAACAGGAGGAUCAAGUGAGAAAUCAGAACCAAGUUUAUCAGUCGAACUGAAUUCGCGUAAUUUUGACGAAAUGGUUGUUAAAAGCAAAGAUCUCUGGAUGGUGGAAUUCUUCGCACCCUGGUGUGGGCAUUGUAAGAAGCUUGCUCCUGAAUGGAAGAAGGCUGCAAAGAACUUGCAGGGGAAGGUGAAGCUUGGUCAUGUUAACUGUGAUGAUGAGAAGUCUUUGAUGAGCAGAUAUAAGGUGCAAGGUUUCCCCACUAUUUUGGUGUUUGGUGCAGACAAAGAGAGUCCAAUCACUUAUGAAGGAGCAAGAACAGCCUCCGCAAUUGAGUCAUUUGCCCUUGUUCAGCUAGAAACAAAUGUUGCUCCUCCUGAAGUGACCGAGUUGACUAGCCCAGAUGUGAUGGAAGAGAAAUGUGGUUCAGCAGCCAUAUGUUUCGUCGCUUUCCUCCCCGACAUUUUGGACUCAAAGGCAGAGGGACGGAACAAGUAUCUAGAAACACUACUAUCGAUCGCAGAAAAGUUCAAAAGGAGUCCAUAUAGCUAUGUAUGGGCUGCUGCUGGUAAACAGCCUGAACUUGAGAAACAUGUUGGAGUUGGUGGUUAUGGAUAUCCGGCUUUGGUAGCUUUGAACAUAAAGAAAGGUGCAUACGCCCCACUUCGAAGUGCAUUUGAACGAGACCAGAUCAUAGAGUUUGUGAAAACAGCGGGACUGGGAGGAAAGGGUACCCUGCCGUUAGAAGGGACACCGACAAUAGUGAAAACGGAGCCUUGGGAUGGUAAAGAUGGAGAGAUCAUAGAAGAAGACGAAUUCUCCUUAGAAGAACUUAUGGGUGAUGCACCUUCAGGCAGCAAUGAUGAACUGUGAGUUUAGAGAGUGAACUGAAGAUAUUUGUUAAAAGUUUUUUUGACUUGACAAGUUUCUGAUUCAUCACCCUUGUAACGUGGUAACUUUGCUCGUAAUUUUAGUGGUACCAUUAAAAUGUCACGUUUAAUAGUUUUAUCUA